AUGUUAGAGCCAUCUGUUCUGGGGACACUGACCAAUACGACUUCAAAUGGAGAAAAUUCAACAAAUAGAAGAGGCAGCACUGCAUCGAAUGUUGAAAAUCGAGAUGAGCACGAGUUUGAAAUUAACAACAAUCCAGUAAUGAAAAGAAGGCAGUCCUUGAGACCAUCAGAUAGAAACCAAAAUGAAAGCAUUGCUCCACUUCUGAAUCAAUAUGACUCAAUUGUACAAAAUAUACCUGAAUCAUUGCCAACAACUCCUGGUUAUGAGAUUAGUCACCAAAUGUUUGAAAAGGGCUUUCAACAACAGAAAGACAUUGGGCUCCCGGUUCAAAGACCAAACUUGUACAGAAAGGAUACGAACUUACCUACGGAUAUUAGUUCUUGGGACAAUUCUAAUGAAAUAAGAGAUGCCAUAUCUAAAAUUCCCACUCGGAGGACUUCGAUUAUACCAGAAGAAAGGAUUAACUUAACUGGCGAAGAUGAUCUGUCAGUUGCGAGGACAUUUGACUCAGGUAUAAUGACAUUUAAUAAUCCACCCAAAAAUCUAUGGAGAGCCAUUUCCUGCUUCUGUUGGUCCUUCACAGGAGGUUUCUCUGAUGGUGCUCCGGGUGCGCUUUUACCUUACAUUGAAGAGUACUAUGGUAUUUCAUACUCCAUUGUUUCCCUCAUCUGGAUGUCCAAUGCCGUUGGGUUCAUUCUAGUUGCACUCUUUUCACAUAAAAUCCAACAAUGGUUUACUAAGAGAAACUCCAUUUUAUUGGGAUGCUUAUCUUCGUGCAUCAUGUUCGCCCUUGUACUGACAGGCUCCAAAUUCCCACUCAUUGUAACCGGGUUCUUCUUCGGUGGAAUUGGUUUGGCUAUUUGCCUUUCCCAAAUGAACAUUUUUCUUAGCAGGCUAGACAAAGCAUCUACAGCAUUAGGAUACUACCAUGGAUCUUAUGGUCUUGGUGCUUCCGUCUCUCCUUUAAUUGCUACGCAGUUUAUUAAUAGAGGUAUUCCAUGGCAUUACUUUUAUCUUAUUUUGCUCGGGUUAAUGCUUUUUAACGCCGGAAAUACGUACCAUGCAUUUGCAGGAUCCACUACGGACUUGGCACCAUGGGAACAUGUCGACGAAGUAGCUCAUGUUAAGGACGACCAAGAGCCUAUUAAUGCUUCUGGUCACGAAGAGACAGAAAUUGGUUUGCAGGAUCUUGGAAGAAGAGCUAGUAGGGUUUCCAACAGCUCAGAAAGAAAGCAAGCAAGAGAAAUGGUGAAGGAUGUUAAGCCGCAGACGGAAAUGCAUUUGGCUUUACAAAAUCGUUUGACUUGGCUCAUGUCAUUUUUUGUGCUCUUCUAUCAGGGUGCAGAGGUUUCUAUGGGAGGAUGGAUUGUCACAUAUUUGCUUGAUUAUAGACAUGGUAAUUCAAAGACCGUUGGUUAUGUCGCCUCAGGAUUUUGGUUUGGUUUGACUCUUGGACGUCUUUUUCUCACGAGACCAUUCCAUAAAUACGUUGGAGCUCGUAGGGGCAUAAUCUUAAUGGCUGUUUUAUCAAUUAUAGCAAUUAUAUUAACUUGGGUUAUUCCUAACGUAAUAGCCGCAGGGGUAUUCGUCUCAAUAGCAGGGGUAUUUAUCGGCCCUACUUACCCAUUAAUGGUUACAUUAGCUGCAAGAAUAUUACCUAGAAAAAUUCAAGUGGUUUCUUUAACUAUUAUGACAGCCUUUGGGUCUUCAGGUGGAGCCAUAUUCCCUUUCUUGGUUGGUUUAAUAUCCCAAUUUUCAGGACCUUUCGUUGUUUUACCAAUUUUUAUAGGGCUCUAUACAUCCAUGCUCGUCCUUUGGAUAGUCUUACCUAAUGUCGAGGGAAGAGAUAGAAUUGGAGGUAAAAUGUCACUUUGGCAAAGAUUUUGGUAA
Molecule: messenger RNA, 1890 nt
Organism: Dujonia railenensis
Lineage: Eukaryota; Fungi; Ascomycota; Pichiomycetes; Serinales; Debaryomycetaceae
Source: the annotation of a GenBank genome assembly